UUAGUAGGAACACUCAUAGCCCUUGCGCUUAGUCGUUAUACUAUACUGCACUGAUUUACAGAGCCAUGAAGAACCUGAUCCUUAUCCUACUAGCCCUGUGCAUUGCACUAAAUAUCCAUCCCUCGGAAGCUUUGCCCCAAUGCUGCCCGUCGAUGUGUUGCUCUUGUGGUUGCGGCAGCGGAUCUGCUAGCAGUCCCACUCUAGCGGAUGAGCCUGACGUUGGCGGCGAUGAGGAACUGGUACGGAAACGCCACUCUGGGUGGAAAAAAGCCGAUAUAAUCAUCAACGGGGUGCAGGCUGCGGCCGACGUGGGACAUUUGAUCAUGGGUGCUGCUGGUGCUGCGUCGGGUUCCUAAUUAUGCCGCGGAUACAUGUAUUGAAAUAUAUAUUGUUUUUUUUUUGGUAAAAAUUUUAAGUUUCCCCAAAUACAUACAUUAAUAAAUAUUGA
Molecule: messenger RNA, 448 nt
Organism: Aedes albopictus (Asian tiger mosquito)
Lineage: Eukaryota; Metazoa; Arthropoda; Insecta; Diptera; Culicidae
Exons: 2
Coding region: 66-356 (96 amino acids)
Source: RefSeq, a predicted model, not a curated record